Molecule: messenger RNA, 1773 nt
Organism: Limanda limanda (common dab)
Lineage: Eukaryota; Metazoa; Chordata; Actinopteri; Pleuronectiformes; Pleuronectidae
Gene: hpse2
Product: heparanase 2
Exons: 12
Coding region: 1-1773 (590 amino acids)
Cellular component (GO): extracellular matrix; membrane
Molecular function (GO): hydrolase activity, acting on glycosyl bonds
Source: RefSeq, a predicted model, not a curated record
AUGCCCAAAUCCCCACCGUGCGCGUUCCCAUGGUCCUCCAUGUGGCUGGCAUCUUUGGCUACUUUGAUGGUGCAGUCGGUGCUCUCUUCAUCCUACUCUUCUUCAUCCUCCUCAUCCUCCUCCACGUAUCAGAGAUCUGCAGCCGGCGGGAAGCGGCCGGGCUUCAUGGAGAGGACGCUGGUUCUCCUGGAUGUCAACACCCGCAGUCCGCUCCGAGUCCUCAACGAGAACUUCCUCUCUCUGCAGCUGGACCCCUCGAUCAUCAAGGACGGCUGGCUGGACUUCCUAAGCUCCAAGCGGCUGGUGACCCUGGCGCGCGGCCUGUCGCCAGCCUUCCUGCGCUUUGGAGGGAAACGCACCGACUUCCUGCAGUUUAACAACCAGAAGAACCUCGCUAAAUUCAGAGGGCCGGGACCGGACUAUUACCUGAAGAACUACGAGGACGAUAUAGUGCGCAGUGACAUUGCACUGGACCAACAGAAGGGCUGCAAACUGGCCAGUCAUCCUGACAUCAUGCUGGAGCUGCAGAGGGAGAAGGCCGCCACCACCCAGUUCGUCCUGCUGAAAGAGCAACUGUCCAACAUCUACAGCAACAUCACAAUAACAGCCAGGUCUUUAGACAAACUGUACAACUUUGCCGACUGUGCUGGACUGCACCUGAUCCUGGGGCUGAACGCGCUGCACAGGAACCCAGACAACUCCUGGAACACCUCGUCUACCCUGAGCCUCCUCAAGUAUGGCGCUGGAAAGAAGUACAACAUCUCCUGGGAGCUGGGCAACGAGCCUAAUGCGUACCGCAGCUUGGUGGGCCGUGCGGUCAACAGCACCCAGCUGGCUCAGGACUACACCAAGCUGCGGACCCUGCUGCAGUCGGUACGCUACUACCACCGCGCCCACCUCUACGGCCCCAACGCCGGGCGACCCCGGAAGAACGCCAUCGCGCUGCUGGACGGGUUCAUGAAGAAUGCUGGCCCGGUCGUAGAUGCAGUUACGUGGCAACAUUAUUACAUGGACGGCAGAGUGAGCAAAGCGGAGGACUUUCUAAAGACUCGUCUGUUGGACACUCUGACGGAGCAGAUAACUAAAGUGACCAAGGUUGUGAACGCACACACCCCCGGUAAGAAGGUGUGGCUGGGUGGACUGGGGCCGGCGUGGACCGGAGGCAUCAAUAAUCUCUCUGACACAUACGCUGCUGGCUUUCUGUGGGUGAACACAUUGGGUAUGGCCUCCGUGCAGGGGAUCGAUGUUGUGCUGCGUCACUCGUUCUUUGACUACGGAUACACACACCUUGUGGAUCAGAACUUUAACCCUUUACCUGAUUACUGGUUUUCUCUGGUCUUCAAGCGGCUGGUAGGUCCGAGGGUGUUGGCGGUGCGGGUGGCUGGACUACAGAGGAAGCCGCAACCGGGACGAGUUAUAAGAGACAAGCUGCGCAUCUACGCCCACUGCACCAGCUACUACAACCAUAACUACGUGAGAGGCUCCAUAACCAUCUACAUCAUCAACCUGCAUCGAUCGCGGAAGAAAAUCAAGUUAGCGGGAACGUUACGGAACAAGACGGUCCAUCAGUACCUGCUGCAACCCUACGGCGCUGACGGACUCGGAGCCAAACACGUCCAGCUGAACGGGGAGAAGCUGCUCAUGUUGGACAACGAGACGUUCCCGGAGCUCAAGCCCAAGACGCUGAGGGCUGGACGGACCAUCGCCAUGCCCCCCAUGACCAUAGGCUUUUACGUCAUCAAAAAUAUUAACGCCUACGCCUGUCGAAGAUAA